UUCUUCCUCAAUUCACCACAAACCAUAAGAAGAGCACCCACACAGAGUCGUCGCUCUUCUCUAUCAAUACCAUUGCCACUCAACAGAGCUCCAAUGAAUACUAAUUUCACCUAUCGUUAAGCGGGAGGAUAGCCCGAUGGAUUCUCAAAUGGCCUCUGCUUGGAAGAGCAGUGUCGAAAAUCACUUUUCGCUUCAAUCAAAUGCUGCCCCGGACACUGCACAAGUGCCGUUGAAGGUACCUUUCGUUAUUGGUGUUGCUGGAGGGACUGCAUCUGGCAAAACAACUGUUUGCAAUAUGAUUAUGUCACAGCUUCAGAAUCAACGCGUCGUACUAAUCAAUCAAGAAGCAUUUUAUCAUCCAUUAACUGCAGAGCAGUUAGAGAAAGUUCACGACUACAACUUUGAUCAUCCUGAUGCCUUUAACACUGAGCUUCUGCUAUCAUGUAUGGAAAAAUUAAAACAUGGACAAGCAAUUAGCAUCCCCAAUUAUGAUUUCAAGAGCCAUAGAAGCAUUGAAGCAGCCCGUGUGGUCAAUCCCUCAGAUGUCAUCAUUUUAGAUGGAAUUCUUAUUCUACAUGAUCCUCGUGUACGUGAAAUCAUGAACAUGAAGAUCUUUGUUGAUUCAGACUCUGAUGUGCGGCUGGCCAGGAGGAUACGACGAGAUACUGUUGAGAGGAACAGAAACAUCCAAUACGUGCUAGACCAAUAUGCAAAAUAUGUUAAACCUGGUUUUGAGGACUUCAUUCAUCCAACAAAGAAAUAUGCUGAUGUAAUAAUUCCACGAGGAGCAGAUAAUGAUGUUGCAAUCGACUUAAUAGUUCAACAUAUUCGUACAAAGCUUGGACAGCACCACCUUUGCAAAAUAUAUUCAAAUGUAUUUGUUAUACAUUCCACAUUUCAGAUGCGUGGGAUGCACACGCUUGUACGAAAUGCAAAAACAACCAAGCAUGACUUUGUUUUUUAUGCUGACCGCCUUAUACGAUUGGUUGUGGAGCAUGGUCUUGGUCAUCUUCCUUUUACUGAGAAGCAGAUAACCACUCCUACAGGUAGGUCACUUUGCUAUUAUCAUUUGCUUCCACUUAAACAGAAAGUUAGCCCAUCAAGUCUAGGGAGGUGGGAGAUGUUCUCACACGAGUUUAAAUUUCACUGAUGUUUAAAAAAUAUUUGCACAAUCAGAUAUCGUCCACACUAAAUAUGGUGCACAUAUAUGGAAUUGACUUUAAGUUAUAUUUGUUAGGAUCGGGAACCCGGGUAGUGCAGAAUUUAGCCAACCAACGAUAUAAUGAUAAUAACAAAGAUAAUGGAAGGUGAUAAUAACGGCAAUUAA
Messenger RNA from Nicotiana tabacum (common tobacco), 1327 nucleotides. NCBI's taxonomy places the organism in Eukaryota, Viridiplantae, Streptophyta, Magnoliopsida, Solanales, Solanaceae. The record is from RefSeq and is a predicted model, not a curated record.